Messenger RNA from Trichechus manatus latirostris (Florida manatee), 4754 nucleotides. RefSeq names its product RCC1 and BTB domain containing protein 2 (gene RCBTB2). The coding region runs from base 1447 to 3030 and encodes 527 amino acids. The transcript has 13 exons. The record is from RefSeq and is a predicted model, not a curated record. Gene Ontology annotation, molecular function: protein binding. Lineage: Eukaryota; Metazoa; Chordata; Mammalia; Sirenia; Trichechidae.
GCUUUGAAGACCCCAGACACUACUCACCAAGGUAGAAUGUAGAGCAUUGUCUUUAUAAGCUGUGUCAUGCCAGUUGUUUUGCUCACUUCUUAACUGGGUUCAUCUUUUUCUUACUGAUUUGUAGGCAUUCUUUAUAUAUUCUGGAUUUUCCCUUCGUUUAUUGUAUAUUUUUUAUGCCAGUGUUUUAAGGUUUAAUGUAGUAAAAUUUACCAGUCUUUUCAUUGUGGUUAGUGUUUUUGUGUCUUAUUAAACAAACAAACAAAACGUCAACCUGUCCUGAAGUCAUAAAGAUAUUUUUAAUAUUUUCUUCUAAAAGUUUUGCCUUUUUCACCUUCCAGGUGACUUCUUUUGCAUUUUCUGUGGUGAAAUACUGUAGCUUCAAACUUCCUUUUGUGGGUUCUUUCAUAUGUUUCAGUGUCCAAAUUGUGCAAGCCCUCUCCUGAAACUUAUAAAGUAUAAUAUCCAACAGUUAAAAUUUUACAAUUAAAAUUUUUUUAUAAUUGAUCACCUCUACUGCUGACUGUUUAAAAAAAAUAAAUAAAUACAGAUGAUACAAUUUUUAAACUGUAUUUUUUGCAGAUAAAUAAUAGCUUGUUAAAUUUGCAAGAUGGUGUUAUUCCUUUCCUUCUCUGUUUUUCUCUAAUGGAAGUUAUUUAUGUAUUUAUAUUUUCAGUCACAUUAACCUUGCUCUAGAAGACAACUUUAAAAAUGAUCUAGACAGAACAGGAUUAAAGAUGACUGAUUACUGAGCACCAGAAAUUUAAAAUAAUCAGCUUAGGAAAUCAUAUACUCUUGAGUGGAGCUGAGAAUUGAUCAGUCUGCUCUUCACAGUGAUUUGGAACUUUCCAGACACAGGGAAAAGUUGGCUAAGGUCUAAUACGUGUUUUUCCCUAUCCAUAGGAAGUCAACUCUGAAAUAGACAUUUUCUGUUCAUUCCUUUUAAAUUUAAGAACCUACAAUUAUCCUGGGGUUACUUUCCCAGACCUCUGCAGGAGGAUUCCCAUAAGUGACUGUACUGUAGUUCCAGAUCAGUUAAAACACCUUUGGCUUUUGUAGCUGUUAACUCCCAUGCCUAAAGCUUCAUUCCCUCAUUUUCCCUUCUCCAUACCUGUUUUCUCUGUUAACUAAAAGUGAAGUGAUUUUAAUGUGCCUAGUUUAAUCUGACAUAUGGGAUCCUGAUUUUACCACAUACUUUUCCUCAGGGUCUGCACAGGACUGAGUCCAUAUGGAAGAAGAACUUCCUCUUUUCUGUGGAGAAAGUGGCAAGGUUAGAAAAAAUCAUGAGCAUGUAUUUUCUGUUGCAUGAGACAUACUUCAUCAAACAUCUAGUGGUCACCUGACAGGAAGAUGAAUGAGAUAAUAUAUAUCUUUGAGGGGCCUACAGUGCAGUAACUAAGAAGCCAGCAGAUAAUUAUUCCAGUACAGGCUACUCUGUCAUCUUUGAAGAUGGUAGAUGUGGGAAAGUGGCCAAUUUUUUCCCUUUGUUCUGAGGAAGAACUGCAGUUAAUUCGCCAGGCUUGUGUCUUUGGCAAUGCUGGCAAUGAAGUUUUAUACACUACAGUAAAUGAUGAGAUUUUUGUGCUUGGCACAAACUCCUGCGGCUGUCUGGGGUUAGGGGACGUCCAGAGCACCCUUGAACCUCGGAGACUGGAUUCGUUAAGUGGCAAAAAAAUAGCCUGCCUCAGCUACGGGAGUGGCCCACAUAUCGUCCUUGCCACGACAGAAGGAGAAGUCUUUGCCUGGGGUCACAAUGCUUACAGCCAGCUGGGCAAUGGGACAACUAACCAUGGCUUAGUGCCCUGUCACAUCUCUACUAACUUGUCAAACAAACAAGUCAUUGAAGUUGCCUGUGGAUCGUACCAUUCUCUGGUGCUAACAUCUGAUGGAGAGGUGUUUGCCUGGGGUUACAAUAACUCUGGACAGGUAGGAUCUGGAUCCACAGCGAAUCAGCCAAUCCCUCGAAGAGUCACCGGCUGCUUACAGAACAAAGUAGUUGUGAACAUAGCAUGUGGGCAGAUGUGCUCAAUGGCAGUAGUGGACGCUGGGGAGGUCUGUGUCUGGGGUUACAAUGGAAAUGGGCAGCUUGGACUUGGCAGCAGUGGCAACCAGCCAACGCCCUGUAGAAUAGCAGCUUUGCAAGGCAUUCGUGUCCAGCGGGUUGCCUGUGGCUACGCACACACCUUAGUGCUAACAGAUGAAGGCCAAGUGUACGCUUGGGGCGCUAAUUCUUACGGCCAGUUGGGUACUGGCAAUAAAAGUAACCAGUCCUACCCUACCCCUGUCAUGGUGGAAAAGGACAGAAUUCUCGAGAUUGCAGCCUGUCACUCUGCCCACACCUCUGCUGCCAAGACCCAGGGCGGAAACGUGUACAUGUGGGGCCAGUGUCGCGGCCAGUCGGUCACUCUGCCUCACCUCACCCGCUUCUCCUGCACCGACGAUGUCUUUGCCUGCUUUGCCACUCCCCCCGUCACGUGGCGCCUCCUGUCCGUGGAACCAGAUGGGCACCUCACAGUGGCUGAGUCACUGAAAAGGGAAUUUGACAACCCCGACACUGCAGACAUGAAAUUUUUAGUAGAUGGAAAGUAUAUUUAUGCACACAAAGUCCUUCUCAAAAUUAGGUGUGAACAUUUUCGUUCUUCGUUGGCAAACAAUGAGGAUGAGAUUGUAGAAAUGAGUGAAUUUUCAUACCCUGUUUACCGAGCCUUCCUGGAGUACCUGUACACAGAUAGCAUCAACCUCUCUCCGGAGGAGGCCAUAGGAUUGCUAGAUUUGGCUACAUUUUAUAGAGAAAAUCGUUUGAAAAAGCUCUGCCAACAAACCAUCAAGCAAGGAAUCUGUGAGGAGAAUGCCAUUGCCCUGCUCUCUGCGGCUGUGAAAUAUGACGCUCAGGAUUUAGAAGAAUUCUGCUUCAGAUUUUGCAUAAACCAUUUGACUGUAGUAACACAAACUUCAGGCUUUGCAGAAAUGGACCAUGACCUUCUGAAGAACUUUAUCAGUAAAGCAAGCCGAGUUGGAGCUUUUAAAAAUUGAUCCCCAUCCGCAGGAAAGGAAAGAAUCUGUGAGCCUUUCCAUUUUCCCCACAAAAGCCAGAGAAGAGUACCUUCUCUUUAAUGACUGUUACUUCUGAUAAACUUGGUAAGCUACGUUUAGCUGAAUACUUACGUCCGGUCAAAGGAAGGACAGUGGUCAGUCUUCUCCAUCUGCCGGAAAUCCAAGUUUACACAGAAAGUAUUAAAGGCUCUGAUGAGAUGUGACUAAGCUCAAGGGAAAGGACUUUAAAAUGUCUUAAACUAUAUUCACCAUUUCCUCUUUUGAGUCACUUAAGUCGGACACCACUGUUACAUUGGUCUCAACUUACGCUAUUCUGGCCAAAUGUCCCGUUAUUCAUGUGGCUGGCGUCACGUGAGUGCUCACAGGGAGCACUGUCAGCCCCCGGCACAGUGCCCUGCAUGUACUAGGCACUCGAUUAAUUUAUUACCAGUCUUAAGUAUGCCCUCACAACAGCUUUAACUGUGGGAUACCCAUGAAGGAAUAACUUACACAAAAUAAAUUAACAGUCUGUAAUUAUUGAUGUUCCGAUUCAUCUGGUACAGCGUUCUGAGAAAGAGUGGCUAAUUUGGAGCAUUAAUUAGCAUGCACAAAAGGCCCAAGGGCUAAUUUUAACUUUCUGUUUCCUCCAAGUCAUUAAUUUCUCAAAUAGGAUUAUUGAAUAUGAAGUACUGUCUCUGGAUGAAUGUUAUUUCUGGGCUCAUCUGCCUUACAUAAUUGCAUAAUGCCCUUUGUUUUUCUCUGUGUUAAGAGGGAUUUGCAUCUGUAAGUUAGAAUGAUUAUAUGAGUUUCUGGUAGUUGACUUUUGUGUCAGCAUAAAACAGGUCUCUUAACCUGGCACCCAGUAUAAUUAUAAAGUACUAGCAUUGACAAGAAUGAGAUGAAUUUAUACUUUUUAGAUCAAAACAAGUUAUCCAGCUGCAAAAGAGAAGCUGCAAUGGCAUUGUAGUGUCAGAUUCUUCUAACGUGUCUCAUGGUAUGACACUGUGUAAAGAAAAACCUUUUGGAGUUAGAAAUCUUGUUCUCAUGCUGAACUAUUUGAUAAUAAAAUGCUUAUUUGCAGAUUAUACAACAAAUGUGUUUUUUUUUAUCCCUAAGAAGCAGCAAAAUUAUAAAAUAAUCCCAUGUCUCUUAGAUAUAUAUAAGUUCGAUAUAUGAUAAGCUUGUUUUUAAAGCACUUAGAUAAGGUCUCAGCACAUCCCACCCUAAAACAUGAAUGGCUUAUAAACAACUUAAUUACUCUUCGUAUUAUUGCCCUUCAUUGCUUUUUAUUGGUAAGGUCACUUUUUUUUUUAAACUUCCCCUUUCUCUCCUGUCCCCCAGCUCCUGGUAACCACAAAUCUUUUUUUCACGUUAUUUUAUUGUGGGCUAGGUAAAAGUGUAUAGUGCAAAUUAGUUUCUCAUUCAAAAAGUUAUAUACAAAUUGUUUUGUGACAUUGGUUGCAAUCCCCACAAUGUGUCAGCGCUCUUUCCCCUUCCACCCCAGGUUCCUCGUGUCCAUUCGUCCAGUUUUCCUGUCCCUUCCUGCCUUCUCAUCGUUGCUUUUGGUCAGGUGUUGCCCAUUUGCUGUCAUAUACUUGAUUUAACUAAGUAGCACGUUCCUCACGUGUGUUAUUGUUUGUUUUAUAGGCUUGUCUAACCUUUGGCUGAAAGGUGGACUUUGGGAGUAGGUUCAGUUCUGAGUUAGCAGGGUGUCCGGGGGCCAU